CGGAGUCGGACUCUCGGACAGACAGUUUAGCUUGAUACUUACUCCAGGAUACACUAGAAAUACAGCCCGUCCUACACUGUUAUGUUACGGAUACAGUGAUACACAAAUCGUCAAACACUUGAUACAUGAUGGUUCAGUCAGCUUUUAUUCUCAUCCUUCCUCUCAUACAUACAGUUUUGAGUCAUCGUUGCUUCGUGUGCUCACCAGAUAAUCAGAAGCUAGAAGAUAUGGUUCAGCUGAAACGAAAUUUUCCGGAACGACAGAUCCCCCUGUGCAGUGAAUACAAACACAGUUUAAAACAGAAUUAUCUGAUAGAGUGUCCCAAGAACAGUAAUGGAUGCCUUACAAAAUUCGAAGAUGAUGGCUCAGUAAUGCGGACCUGCGCCCCAAUAGGGAUUGAUGAUUGUAAGAAAGCUAACUCUGUAAACUACUGCUAUUGUAGCAAGGAUGGAUGCAAUACACCAGAUCGUAGACUGUCCCAACCAGAGGGUUGGGCGGAGAGCAAACCACGACAUGGACACGAGCUCGACCUCUCUGCACCUCGGAUACAAGCGACAGACCGGUUGACCGACAAGAAACAUUCACCGGUGCCGGUAAAUCAACCGCCGACGGACGACGAGGAUGCGGAGGAAGGUUCCGGCGGGGACGAUUGGGGAUCCUUUUACUAUGACAGUUAUUACGAUACGCUCUACGACAAGAACCUCGGCGGCGGGUUGAACUACGAUACAGAGCCAGGAUUCGGCGAUCCAGACAACGCCGAUAUGACUGAGCCCCCGCCGUUUAUUGAGCAGGAGCUGGAGGAGGAGCUGGAGAAGAUCAGCAGGAUCUCCAACCACAAGUAUGACAGGGAGUUGGAGAAGGAACUGGAGAACGAGAUAAUCCUAGUGGAGGAGACGAUACCUGUAGUUCCUAGAGGAAGUGGAGCUGAUAUCAGACAUAUCCAAUCUCUUCUGCUUCUCUUUCCUCUUCUCAGAUAUCUUCUCUCAUAAAUCCGUCCUGGGCUUUAAUGUUCCUUUUGGACUGGAUAUCUCCUUAUCCCCCUAGACUGGAUAUUUCCACGUCCCCUCCUGAACUGGAUAUCCCCUCUCCUGGACUGGAUAUCCCCUUCUCCUGGACUGGAUAUCCCCCCCUCCCCUCCUGGAAUGGCUGUGAGUAAGGACAAGGUCUGGCUUCAACUGAAUUAUGAUAAAGUGCCAAUCUUUCACAACUCUUCAUCUAGAGCUUAACUUUACGUAACAUCACGUGACACUACGUGGACGUUACGUGACAUUACGUGACAAGACGUAAACGUUAUGUGACCUCACUUAUCAAAGUGGUAAACUGUUUACCACCACUUAUUGUGAAUGUUUUGAGCUAGGACGGAUACAGGGGGGGGGGCUUGAGGUCACACGUCCCUUCCUCUGAAUAGGGGUAAAAGUGAACUCCCCCCCUCUGGAUGAAUCCCUGUAUACGCGCCGGAUUGUUAUUAAACUAAACUUCUAGAUCUCGGGGUCUAGUGACUUACUUGUUCAGAUUUUUCGUAAAUGUGAAAAUUAUUUAAUUUCAUUGUUUUAGAUCUUGCACCUUGAAUAUUCAUGUAAUUAACUGUGAUAGAUUUAUUUUAUUUU
Eurytemora carolleeae is the source of this 1607-nucleotide messenger RNA. RefSeq lists its product as uncharacterized. The transcript is spliced from 4 exons. The coding region runs from base 126 to 989 and encodes 287 amino acids. The record is from RefSeq and is a predicted model, not a curated record. NCBI's taxonomy places the organism in Eukaryota, Metazoa, Arthropoda, Copepoda, Calanoida, Temoridae.